Messenger RNA from Triticum turgidum subsp. durum (durum wheat), 294 nucleotides. Lineage: Eukaryota; Viridiplantae; Streptophyta; Magnoliopsida; Poales; Poaceae. The record is from the annotation of a GenBank genome assembly.
AUGGAUUGGCAGGGGCAGAAGAGUGCGGAGAUGCUGAUGCAGGUGCUGCUGGUGGCGUCAGCGGUGGCGGCGUUCCUGGUCGGGUACGCGAUGGCCGACUUCCAGCUCAUGCUGCUCGUCUACGCCGGCGGGGUUGUCCUCACGGCCCUCGUCACCGUCCCCAACUGGCCCUUCUUCAACCGGCACCCGCUCAAGUGGCUCGACGCCGCCGAGGCUGAUCGCCACCCCCGCCCUCAGAUCAGCAGCGCACCAGCGACUACUGGGGGUAAGAAGAAGACCGGGAAAAACAAGUAG